Molecule: messenger RNA, 1211 nt
Organism: Gymnodraco acuticeps
Lineage: Eukaryota; Metazoa; Chordata; Actinopteri; Perciformes; Bathydraconidae
Product: heme oxygenase-like
Exons: 6
Coding region: 111-953 (280 amino acids)
Biological process (GO): heme catabolic process; heme oxidation; response to oxidative stress
Molecular function (GO): heme oxygenase (decyclizing) activity; heme binding
Source: RefSeq, a predicted model, not a curated record
ACUAAAGGCACACAGAUCACGAACUGUACUGCAGGCUUCACAUAGAGAGCAAACAGAGAACCACUGUGGACACAUCCAGACCUACAGAACUGAAUCAGAACUGAGACAAAAUGGAGCAAGAGAAGAAAUCUCAGACAACAGCAGAGCAGAUGACUGACAGGGAUCUGUCAGAACAAAUAAAAAAGGUGACCAUGGAAAUCCACACCAGGGCAGAAAAAACUGAACUGAUGAUGAGCUUCAUGAGGGGACAAGUCACCCUAGCACAGUACAAGCUCCUCCUGUGCUCGCUGUACGAGGUGUACCAGACCUUGGAGGAAGAGAUGGACAGGAACUCCAACCACCCUGGUGUCGCACCCAUUUACUUCCCCACUGAACUGGCCAGACUGGACGCCAUCGCAAAAGACCUGGAGUACUUCUACGGCCGGGACUGGAGAGAGAAGAUCGUUGUCCCUGCAGCCACUAAAAGAUACUGCCACAGACUCAGACAAAUUGGUAAAGAAAACCCUGUAUUUCUUGUGGCCCAUGCUUACACUCGGUACCUAGGUGACCUGUCUGGAGGGCAGGUCCUGGGUCGAAUCGCCCAGAAGUCCAUGGGGCUGAAGAGCAGCGAGGGCCUGUCCUUUUUCGCCUUCCCUGGCGUGUCCAACCCCACCCUGUUCAAACAACUGUAUCGCAGCCGGAUGAACAGCGUGGAGCUGACGGAGGAGGAGAGGAACGGCAUGCUGGAGGAGGCUGUCAGGGCGUUCGAGUUAAACAUUCAGGUUUUUGAUGAUUUGCAGAAGAUGCUGCUGACCGUCCCUGAACAGAAGCUGCAGACUUGUUCAACACAAUCAGUGAACACACUCCAGAUUCUUAUCGGCAAAACUGCCCCACUGUUCAGGAUGGUAAUGGGGCUGUUUGUGGCUCUGGCCACAGUCAGUAUAGGACUUUAUGCUUUUAGAGAAGAUGCAUAAAAAGAAAUACUUUGUUUGUCUGUUGCUGUUACUGUAAGGCUAUGAAAAGAUCGUAAGAUUUAAAACUCUUGUAAAUGAAAAGAAUAAUGUAAAUAUUUUGUAAUUUCACUGUGAACCAGGUUUAAGAUGUUAUGUGUAAUGAUGUUUUGAUUCUAUUUUCCGUCCAAGACUUUAAUCCAAUGUUAACUAAAUGUGCAAUACGUGUGCUUUCAACACAGUAAAUAUGGAACCUUUUUAAUAAAACCUUUUGACAAAGUA